Messenger RNA from Peronospora matthiolae, 1041 nucleotides. NCBI's taxonomy places the organism in Eukaryota, Oomycota, Peronosporomycetes, Peronosporales, Peronosporaceae. The record is from the annotation of a GenBank genome assembly.
AUGUCCUCUGCUCAUGAUGCCACCACCAAGAUCUCCAUUGACAAGUUCGACGGCGACAACUACGCGACGUGGAGCCGCUACAUGCGUGGCGUGUUCCUGACCAAGUCGGCGUGGCACGUGGUGAACCGGGAGACCACCCCCACCUUCGCCGAUCCUCGCGCCAGUGAUGACUACGUCAAGACGAACAACAUUGCGUUCGGCUUGAUGCUGCUGCACAUGAGCGCGGAUUAUCAUCACGUGGUAGAUGACUGUGAAGAGGCGUGGGUCGCGUGGGCGCGUUUGAAGACGCUGUACGGUGGAUCGCAGAAGGCUGGACGCAUCUACUUGAAGCGCCAGCUGUUCAGCAUGGAGAUGGCGGAAGGCGGCAAUGUGAUGCAUCAUUGCAACGAAGUCCUCAACAUCAGCGCGAAGCUCAGCAGCAUCGGCGCCAAGAUGGAGGACGAGGACGUGGCGAUCUGCUUGUUGCGCAGCCUCCCCAAGAGCUACGAGAACGUCGUUCUCAACUUGGAGAUGAGCAGCGCGGAACUGCGAUCGCGAGACGUCGUGAGAGUGCUCACGAAUGAGCACAUCAAGAGGCAAGGUGACAAGACGACAUCGGUGAAGACUGAAGACGCGGCGAAGACGUUCAGUACCGAGCGUGAACCUCGCCAGUGUACAUACUGCGGAAAAUUGGGGCACACGGCGGAGCGGUGCUGGACCAAGCAGAAGGACGAAAAUCAAGGUGGAGCUCGACGCGGCGGCAACAAUGCUCGUGGACGCGGAGCCAACAACGUUCAGUGGCGAACCAACAACAACAACGACGACAACUACGAUCGAGUUGCGUUCGCGGUUUCGCUGGAGGCUGGACUUUCGACGGGCAAGAAUAUGCCAGGGAUGUGGGCAGUCGACAGCGGUGCGACGCAUCACAUCUGCAACGACAAAGCCAAGUUUGCAAUCCUGAAUGAGCGAGAGGAAGGCGAACUAUCAGUGGCUGAUGGCAGCAAGGCUGCGAUCAAGGGGUGUGGGAACCAUCAUGGAACGGGUGGUUCUGCCCAGGAGUGA